This is a messenger RNA of Puccinia graminis f. sp. tritici CRL 75-36-700-3, 1564 nucleotides long. RefSeq lists its product as uncharacterized. Gene Ontology annotation, molecular function: protein binding. Gene Ontology annotation, cellular component: cytoplasm; nucleus. NCBI's taxonomy places the organism in Eukaryota, Fungi, Basidiomycota, Pucciniomycetes, Pucciniales, Pucciniaceae. The transcript has 4 exons. The record is from RefSeq and is a predicted model, not a curated record. Bases 104 to 1564 code for a protein of 486 amino acids.
AGAACACACCGUCGACUCUCCUGAACUCGCCAUCCCACAAACAACAAAUCCCCAUAUCGGCAUCGCGUUCCACGUCCCCGUUCAAAUUUGAUUCGUCUCAAUCAUGGGCACUUACGGACCAGGGCCAUCGGGCUUUAGCUCACCCUCUGAGUCUGACGACGAGAGCACUACUAGAGAUGACGAUAUCGAAAACCUCAGAGCUGAAAAAGACGGCAAGAUAGCCGAAAAAGAUAAUCAGAUAGCCGAACUACUCCACAAAGUCAAACAGCUCGAGUUUGAAGCACCAAACAAAUCUCAAGCUUCUUUAGCGCCAGCCGAUGGUCAGCUCAAUCUUCCCGCCGCCGCCAUCUCUGGGGGCUCCUUAACUAUAGCCGCCAACCAGAAUCAAACAUUUUUGAAUCGACCCAAUCCAUUCCUGAGUUCUCCAGCCAAUCCCUUUACCAACUCCUCAGCUAGAUCGCAUCAGCAGUCCGGGGUUGCUUCUGAGACCAGAUAUGGACCCUCCCAGCUCCUAGUCGAAAGGUCUUCGACGACCACAACCACUUCAGUCAGAAUUGCCUCAACUGGGGGAGCCUUCUCUGGAUCUUCCUCGAACGGGAUAACCCAUGCUACGAUAGAAUAUCGGGCUGAAAGCUCCUUCACGAGGUGGAGUGGUUUGAAGAAUAGCACCAUGGUGCCAGAAAGGCACCAAGACAAAUCCGACAGACAUUUCGAUAACAACGUGCAAGUGGAAGUCAUCGAGGAAGAGGAAGGUUCAUCAAGUGAUGAUGAAGAAGAUUACGAGCCGCGAGUAAGCUCUCGAUCCAGAAGGAACGAGCCCACUAACGAUCACUAUGCGAUGGGUUAUAAAGGUGUUUCUUGUGUUGUUGGGGGAAACACCGUCAAGACGUUUGACGAUAACUCCAACGGUAGUGGAAAGCUGAAGUUAUUGGCUAAGAUUCCAGGACUUAAGACGCCUGAUGGAAAGCGAGACCUGUUCCCAUCCAAGAUCAUGUUACAUCGAGAAGACUCUAACCUGAUCAUCCAAGAUAAGCGCAGUGCAAACUCACUAUACAACUUCGACCUGGAGGUCGGGAAAGUCGUUGAAGAAUUCAAGCUGGGUCGACAAGGCGCACCGUUGGAGGAUUUCUGUCCGAGCCUUAAAUUCGGCCAAAUGACGUCGGAAACCACCUUCGUGGGCGUCUCAUCAGACACCUUACAGACCAUCGAUCCACGACUCAAUGGAUACAAGGCGGUGACCCAUCAUGACUACAAGACCAACCCGAAGUUUUCGUGCGUUGUGACGACCGAGUUUGGAUGGAUCGCCGUGGGAUCCCACAAGGGUGACAUUAGGCUCUACGACUCGAUCACCAGCUACAGAGCCAAGACUUGGUUCCGUGGAUCUCAUGGCCCAGUCUUGGCGCUCGAUGUCUCCAAGAAUGGCGCCUUUUUGAUCGCUACUUAUCAGACUUACUUGGUGCUCUAUGAGUCGGGCAUGGGAUUCAUCAAAAGCAUUGCGAAUUCUCCCAAAGGUAGUGGAACAAGGCUUCAGCUUACGCGAGAACAUCAAAUGUUUAUACGCUAG